UAUUGGGCUCAUAUUCAGUCCAUAUGUGCCGUGCCAAGGCUGCUUGACAUGCUUUCCUCUGAAGCCUUAGGACAAUAUGUCACGAAGUGCGUUAAACUGUGUCUGCUUAUGUGUGCAAACGAUCCACCUGUCGUCAUUACGUAUCAAGAUGCGAUUAAAAGUGUCAAUUCGACACAAAGCGAAGAAAUAUCAGUAAACAAAGAGAAACCAAUCAACGCAGAGAUCACAAACAAAGACGCGAAACAGAUCGGACGAGAGCAAAUCAUGGAAGGCCAAGAAAUCGGUACAGUUGGAUUGACAGGUACAGCAUUUCAAAACAAUCUUGACGAAUCAUACAACGAAGAACAAUCACACUGUGCUGAGGAAAUGAACCCAAAACACAAGCUGGACCCUCGCGGCGAGCCUAAUAGGGACGGCCUUGACACAAAUGAGGAACUCAGAGAAAUUGGGAAAUUUUCGGUUGUGCAUGGACACUUCCAACGACGAUCAUUUGAUAGGAAUGUGUUUAAAGAGUACACGAGACGAGGUGCGUUCAUCGAUUUUAUCGUCUGGCCGGUGAUAUACCUGCACCAGGGAGGUCCCAUGCUGGGAAAGGGUGUGGCGCAGGGGACACGGGAGGCAGUGUUCAGUGGGCAGAAACAAUGGACAUGGAAGGAAACUGAAUAAGACUUACGAAUGAGUAUAGCACAACAUGCAUGAACUUUCUACCUAUGCUAUAUUCGUAAAUAAACAUCUGUUCAUGU
Molecule: messenger RNA, 743 nt
Organism: Dreissena polymorpha
Lineage: Eukaryota; Metazoa; Mollusca; Bivalvia; Myida; Dreissenidae
Exons: 2
Coding region: 49-666 (205 amino acids)
Source: RefSeq, a predicted model, not a curated record